AUGAUAAUAAUAUUAGCCGAUAACGAUGUGGACGUUUGGCUAACAAUUUACUCACAAAUUGAUAGCAAAGACUUUUGGCAAACAGAGCCAGACUUACAAACAGAAAGAAGACUUGUUAUCAAUUGGAUAAAUGCAGACAUCAGUCAUACAAAUGUUUGGAUUGGACUCUAUUCAAGUAAACCUAACAUUACUUAUAAACCGUUAUAUAAAUUCAUUACAAAUGGUCAGAAAAGUGGUCAUAUAAGUGGUGAUAAUGUCUGGUAUAUUGUUUACGUUAAAGAUAAUAAAAUAUUAAAACAAAAUUGCUUUAAAACAAAUCCAAAUUGGAUGCAAAAUAAUUUACAAAUAAUUGGUUCUAAACGUCUCAAUGAUAUUGUGAUUCCUGGGUCUCACGACUCCGGGUGUUAUCAUAAGUUUGGUCUCAACAAUAUUCCCACAAAAGCAGUUUAUAUGUACGCACAGGACGAAAGCAUAUUUGAUCAGUUAGUUUAUGGCAUACGUUAUGUUGAUAUCCGUAUUGGUUAUGACGACACUAUUGAAGACAACAAUCUACAGAUAGUUCACGGACUUUGGAGUUGUUAUCAUUCCGUGGCAUUUGUUUUACAACAAAUCAAAGAUUUUCUUGACAUCGCUCCCAAAGAAAUUGUCAUUUUUGAUGUCCACAAACUCCAUGGAUUUACUGAUCAAUUGGGAAAUAAUAUCCCUGAAAGACAUCAAAAACUUAUAAAUCUAAUUAUAAAAUUUGUUGGAAAAUAUAUAAUACCAGAGAAUUAUAUUAUUGGCUAUCAAGACAAACAUCUUUUAAAGAAUGUUAUGACAAAACAUUUAUUAUGGGAUCAAGUGAUUCAUCGAUGGGGUAAUAAACAAACAGUUGAGACAUUACAAGACUAUUUCAAUGAAGAGCUCUGUUCUCAUACACCGAAAUACUUGCACUCAGCUAUGGCUCAAAUGACACCAUCUGUUUGGGAAACACUUCUUCAUUUAAAUUCAGAUCGAGGUCUAAGACAAAGAGCCGAUAGUGUAAAUCCUUUGUUUAAUCAAUGGUUUUAUAAUAAAUGGAAAAAUUGUAUAAAUAUAGUGAGUGCCGACUAUUUUCUUGGAUCUAAUGUCGUUAAUAUUGCUAUUAAAAUAAAUCAACAA
Molecule: messenger RNA, 1140 nt
Organism: Oppia nitens
Lineage: Eukaryota; Metazoa; Arthropoda; Arachnida; Sarcoptiformes; Oppiidae
Product: PI-PLC X domain-containing protein 1-like
Exons: 4
Biological process (GO): lipid metabolic process
Molecular function (GO): phosphoric diester hydrolase activity
Source: RefSeq, a predicted model, not a curated record